This is a messenger RNA of Saimiri boliviensis boliviensis (Bolivian squirrel monkey), 2705 nucleotides long. RefSeq names its product solute carrier family 22 member 2 (gene SLC22A2). The record is from RefSeq and is a predicted model, not a curated record. Gene Ontology annotation, biological process: transmembrane transport. Gene Ontology annotation, cellular component: membrane. Lineage: Eukaryota; Metazoa; Chordata; Mammalia; Primates; Cebidae. Gene Ontology annotation, molecular function: transmembrane transporter activity.
GGGCUCUACAGGAAGAUUACUGGGCUGUGAUAGGGGCCAGCACUCGGAUUCCCUGCGGUGGGACACAGAGGAAGGGUUGUUUGUGCUGCUGGCGUGGAGCACCGACAAGCCUGUGGAGAACCUGUUACAAUAAACACGACAGGCAUCCUGGGAGUGAGCUCAGGGCAUUUGGGAACCGCUGGAGGGGUGCACCUUUGAAGUCAGCUGGACCAAGGAAAGGCCUGCCCCGAAGGCUGGUCACUUGCAGAGGUAAACUCCCCGCUUUGACUUCUGGCCAGGGUUUGUGCUGAGUCGGCUGCAGCCGCUCUCAGCCUCGCUCCGGGUAGCUGGGGCAGCCUCAGGCCCGCCUGCCUGCGGGAUCAUGCCCACCGUGGACGAUGCCCUGGAGCACGCAGGGGAGUUUCACUUUUUCCAGAAGCAAAUGUUUUUCCUCUUGUCGCUGCUCUCAGUUGCCUUCACGCCCAUCUACGUGGGCAUCGUCUUCCUGGGCUUCACCCCUGACCACCGCUGCCGGAGCCCCGGGGUGGCCGAGCUGAGCCUGCGCUGCGGCUGGAGCCCCGCAGAGGAGCUCAACUACACGGUGCCCGGCCCGGGGCCCGCGGGCGAGGCCUCCCCAGGCCAGUGCAGGCGCUACGAGGUGGACUGGAACCAGAGCGCCCUCGGCUGCGUGGACCCCCUGGCCAGCCUCGCCACCAACAGGAGCCGCCUGCCGCUGGGCCCCUGCAGAGACGGCUGGGUGUACGAGACGCCUGGCUCCUCCAUCGUCACCGAGUUUAACCUGGUGUGUGCCAACUCCUGGAUGUUGGACCUAUUCCAGUCAUCUGUGAAUGUAGGAUUCUUUAUUGGCUCUGUGGGUAUCGGCUACAUAGCAGACAGGUUUGGCCGUAAGCUCUGCCUCCUAACUACAAUCCUCAUAAAUGCUGUGUCUGGAGUUCUCAUGGCCAUUUCCCCAACCUAUACAUGGAUGUUAAUUUUUCGCUUAAUCCAAGGACUGGUCAGCAAAGCAGGCUGGUUAAUAGGCUUCAUCCUGAUUACAGAAUUUGUUGGGCUGAAGUAUCGGAGAACAGUGGGAAUUAUUUACCAAGCUGCCUUUACGGUUGGGCUCCUGGUGCUAACUGGGGUGGCUUACGCACUUCCUCACUGGAGGUGGUUGCAGUUCACAGUUACUCUGCCCAACUUCUGCUUCUUGCUCUAUUACUGGUGCAUACCUGAGUCUCCCAGGUGGCUGAUCUCCCAGAACAAGAAUGCUAAAGCCGUGAGAGUCAUUAAGCACAUCGCAAAGAAAAAUGGAAAAUCUCUAACUACCUCCCUUCAGCACCUGAGACUUGAAGAGGAAGCUGGCAAGAAAUUGAACCCUUCAUUUCUUGACUUGGUCAGAACUCCUCAGAUAAGGAAACAUACUUUGAUAUUGAUGUACAACUGGUUCACGAGCUCUGUGCUCUACCAGGGCCUCAUCAUGCACGUGGGCCUUGCAGGGGACAAUAUCUACCUGGAUUUCUUCUACUCUGCCCUGGUUGAAUUCCCAGCUGCCUUCCUCGUCAUCCUCACCGUCGACCGCAUCGGCCGCCGUUACCCUUGGGCUGUGUCAAAUAUGGUGGCAGGGGCAGCCUGUCUGGCCUCAGUUUUUACCCCUGGUGAUCUUCAGUGGCUAAAAAUUAUUAUCUCAUGCUUGGGAAGAAUGGGGAUCACAAUGGCCUUUGAGAUAGUCUGCCUGGUCAAUGCUGAGCUGUACCCCACGUUCAUUCGGAAUCUAGGCGUCCUCGUCUGUUCGUCGAUGUGUGACAUUGGUGGCGUCAUCACGCCAUUCCUGGUCUACCGGCUCACUGACAUUUGGCUUGAGCUCCCGCUGAUGGUUUUUGCUGCGGUUGGCUUGGUUGCUGGAGGUCUGGUGCUGUUGCUACCAGAAACUAAAGGGAAGGCUUUGCCCGAGACCAUCGAGGAAGUCGAAAAUAUACAGAGACCAAGAAAAAAUAAAGAAAAGAUGAUUUACCUCCAAGUUCAGGAAGUAGACAUUCCAUUGAACUAAGAAGAGAGAUCAUCACUCCUGCUGUGACUUCAAUUUGAUGACAGCAAGACCAAAAGCAGAAAUUUCUGCACUCAUCUCAAAGCCCAUACAGCUCAACCCAUCUUACCCUUGAGCCCUGUCAACCUAGAUCUAUAGCCAGUGAAGGCUAUUGUACCACUGUGGAAAAGUAUACCUAUGGGACCAGAUCCUGCCAAGUUCUUACAGCUCACUCUAUUCUCAGCAUUCCUAGGACAUUGGACAUUGGUUUUCCAGAGGGUUCUUUUUUUCCAUCUUUGUAUUUUUUUAAAUUUGAUUUUUUAUCUACAAUGCUAUCUAACCAGAAUACAUAGGGGAACUGUGGGCCAGGGAAAUCAAAAUAGAAAAAAAAAAAAUCUGAAAAACAGUAAAGUUAGAAGAGGAGCAUCUGUUUUCUUAAAGAAAUAAAACAUCCAAAACAAUAUAAAGUUGUCCAGAAUGUAUGUCAAGAACUUUAGAUAGCCCUUUCAGUAACACAGGUGAAGACAUUUUAAAAAAUACGUUGAUUAUUAUCUGGAUUAGACUUAAAGUGAAUCUCAAAUAAAAGAAUCAGGAAUACAACUUGAGUAAUCGUGAAAUCUUUCCAUAUUUAGACUGGAUAAGCAUGAACGUGUAUUUUCUACAAAAGAUCUUGAGAAGAGUUCAGUAAAAAAUGUUAACAUUA